AUGAUCUUUGAAUCCAAGUAUCCUCUACCCUCCGUGCCUAAGACGGAUGUAUUCAACUACAUCUUCCACCGGGGCCGACGACCAUAUCCAUGGAGCCGAGUACUCUAUCGCGUCGAUCAGACUGGUGACACCCUGACACUGGCUGAGCUCGAGGAGAAAAGCCGACGCUUCGCUGAUAUUCUUCGCUCGGAAUAUGAUAUCAUGCCCAGAGAUGUAGUUGGCAUUCUCGCCAAGGACAGGAUCCAAUAUCCGAUCGCAUAUUUUGGUGCUUUGGCCGCCGGAGCUACGGUGGCGCUCAUCCCUGUGCAACAAGAGUUGUCCGAGACGGACAUUGCGGCUCGACUAUUCCAGUCGCAAGUGAAGCUACUCAUCACCGACAGCGACCUGCUACUCCUGGCCGAGGUGUCCGCGAACUUAGCCGGUGCUGUUCGCCUGAUCACGCUUGAUGACAGCCCUAACCAACUAUGGGCAUCACUGGAGCGCCUUAUUCCACGCGGCCGCCCUGAUGCUGACCACUUCCGACUGGAAUCGGAGGCCAGCGCAGAGGAUUCUGAUGCCUUUCUGAACCGCACCAGCGGAUCCACGGGGAAUGUCAAGUCUGUGUUAACCAGCCACGCCCAUUUCAUCGCCACGAUGGAGGGUACUGUCGGUACGGUACCAGACAACACGGACCCGGACCAGGAUGUGUGGCUCUCUCCCAUCUCACUGGGAUUCUUCAUUAACGCCAAGCUCCACAUGGGUCUCAACAUCCUUCUAGGAAUUCCCGUGGUGCUCAUGAAUGGUCCUCUCGAUGAAACAACCGUCGGUGUGAUCGACCGACAAAAGAUCAGCUUUCUCUUUAUCACGCCCCCCAUCGCAGCCCGCCUGGCACGGGCAGACCUGAAAGCGUCCGGGGUCGACGUCAGUAGUGUUAAGUGGCUCCUCACGGCUGGCGCCCCCAUGCACGAAAACCUACGACAGACUGUUUCUAACCAAUUUGGGGGCGUUCACCUGGACCUCGAAUGGGGUGCGUCCGAGACCAUGCUCAUUGCGAUCCAGCGGGACGAUGAUUCCCGCCGCAGUGGCUUCAGUGGCACGCUGGUGAACGGAAUGCAAGCCAAAGUCAUCAGCACGAGCACCGGUCAGGAACUGGGGCCGGGCGAGUCUGGCGAGAUCUUGGUGCGCAAUCAGCUGUGCCGAUUUAAGGGCUACAAAGACAAUGAGGUCGCCAAUCGCGACUUCGACUCCGAGGGCUGGUUCCACACGGGAGACUAUGGGUACCUUGAUGAGAACUGCAACGUAUUCAUCAUGGAUCGGAUCAAGGAGCUCCUUAAGGUCGGGGGCGGUUAUGGGACGCACAUCUCUGCCGCUGAGCUGGAGGGUGUUGUCUUCGAGCACCCCGCCGUUGCCAGUGUUGUGGUGGUGGGCAUUCGCAACGACUUCACCCAAUUGGAUGAGCCUACGGCGUUCGUCAUCCCCAAGCGCGAGGAUCAUCAGAAUCUCCAGCGCACCGAGCAGCUGGAGCAGGAUAUUCUACAUUUCGCCAACCAAAAGCUCGCUGGGCUUCGGAAGCUGACGGGUGGUGUCCAAUGUCUCUCUCACUUUCCUACGACUGGUUUCAAGAUCAAUCGGAGGCAACUCAAGCAAAUGCGCCAUGGGACGCGUAAUAAUGUGGCGACUGGACUGUUUCCCUCUGUUCCAAAUUAUGUACAGACCGAGCGCCUCUUCGACGCAACGCCAAUGGACCCAGGAUAUGACCUGAAGAUUCUAUUCUCAGGUCUGCUCGGUAUCGGGGAUCCGGUCCGCUACCAAUGCCAUUGCGUACACGACAGCCCCGCCAAGCCCAUCCCCUUUUAG
Messenger RNA from Aspergillus tanneri, 1836 nucleotides. Its product is annotated as AMP-binding enzyme domain protein. The coding region runs from base 1 to 1836 and encodes 611 amino acids. The record is from RefSeq and is a predicted model, not a curated record. Lineage: Eukaryota; Fungi; Ascomycota; Eurotiomycetes; Eurotiales; Aspergillaceae. The transcript is spliced from 3 exons. Gene Ontology annotation, molecular function: CoA-ligase activity. Gene Ontology annotation, biological process: secondary metabolic process.